Cylindrotheca closterium is the source of this 369-nucleotide messenger RNA. The record is from the annotation of a GenBank genome assembly. Lineage: Eukaryota; Bacillariophyta; Bacillariophyceae; Bacillariales; Bacillariaceae.
AUGUCUGGAAAAGGAAAAGGAGGCCGCGGCGAAAAGAAAUCGACCACUUCGUCUGCCAAGGCAGGUUUGCAAUUCCCCGUCGGUCGUAUCGGACGUUAUUUGAGACAGGGCAAAUACGCCACUCGUAUGGGAGCUGGUGCACCCGUCUACCUUGCUGCCGUCUUGGAAUAUCUGUGUGCCGAGAUUUUGGAACUUGCUGGAAACGCCGCUCGUGACAACAAGAAGUCCCGUAUUGUGCCCCGCCACAUUACUCUAGCCGUCAAGAAUGACGAAGAAUUGAACAAGCUUUUGGGAGGAGUCACGAUUGCUUCGGGAGGUGUUCUUCCCAACAUUCACGCUGUCCUUCUUCCCAAGAAAUCUUCAAAGUAG